Neoarthrinium moseri is the source of this 2286-nucleotide messenger RNA. RefSeq lists its product as uncharacterized. NCBI's taxonomy places the organism in Eukaryota, Fungi, Ascomycota, Sordariomycetes, Amphisphaeriales, Apiosporaceae. The transcript has 2 exons. The record is from RefSeq and is a predicted model, not a curated record. Gene Ontology annotation, biological process: DNA-templated transcription; regulation of DNA-templated transcription. Gene Ontology annotation, molecular function: DNA binding; zinc ion binding; DNA-binding transcription factor activity, RNA polymerase II-specific. Bases 1 to 2286 code for a protein of 761 amino acids.
AUGCCGAGUCGCCGCGUACCGCCUGAGAGGCGCAAGCGCACCGAGAUCAGUUGUGACAAGUGCAAGUCAAGGAAGCAAAAAUGUCACAGACCACCAGAGACGCCGGAGGGUUUGGAACAUGCGCCGUGCCGGUACUGCCAAUCACAUGGCUUCGAGUGUGUCACUACGCAACUGCGGAAGAAGCGCAUGUUCACGUCUGUGGAAGGCUUGGGGACGCGGCUCAGCCUCCUCGAAAGCCUCGUCAAGGGUCUUGUACCCGAGGUGGACACGAAUGACCUGGACGGCAUGCGGGCUUUGGGGAACUCGCUGGGGAUCCCGCUGCCGCCGCCCGAGGCGUCGCCAGUGAUGAUUGACCCCGAGGAGAGCGUCGAGCAAGCGACCCGCGCCCAGCAGGAGGAGAUUCCGGUGCUGCGCGACCAGCAGGGCCAGACCCAGUACAUAGGGCCGGCGAGCAGCUAUGUGCUCCAGAUACGGAUCAGAUCGCUCUUCAAUGGUGGGCAACCACAGAACCAAGGCCAAUUCUUCCUGUUUGGCAGCAAUCCCACCGAAAAGGCCUGGGUCAGCGAGGUCACCGAUCUGGGAAGAGAGAUGAGCGCAGGCCGGAGUCCGCAUACGAAUAUCUCCGGGGCGUCGCCGGCGGGCGUCGACAGCGCAAACCCGCUGGGUCCAUCGCCGGCCCCUACCAUGCAUGAUGUGGUUGACGGCGUAGUGCCAGAUACCCUGGUUGCGGCGUACUUUGACCGCAUACAUGCCGAUUUCCCGGUGCUUCACGAGGCGUCCUUCCGAGAAGAGUACGAGCGUUGCAGCCUGGACCCGGCGUUGCUGACGACGGAAGCCGACCCGACCUGGAUAUGCAGCCUCUUGUGCGUCCUUAUACUGGCACGACGAACAGCAUCCGUAGAUGCAUUGUCGCUCAAGCAGGGACAGGACGCUGAGGAUCGUUGGUGGCGAAAGGUCCAGGCCCUCCUUCCGAGCGUCAUCUUCACGUCUAGCGUCUCUGCGGUGCAGGCCUUGCUUCUUGCCGCACUCCACCUGAACAACACCAACCACAGAGAUUCAAGCUGGACGCUGACGGGGACUGCGGUCCGCAUCGCGAUUGCCAUAGGCUUGCAUCGAGAGGCCAAGGCCCCCUUACAUACACCUUUGGCUCGCGAGCUACGGAAACGCGUGUGGUGGACCCUGUAUCAGUUCGAGCUCAUGCAAGCUGCGUCUCUGGACCGCCCGAGCGCCAUCGACGAUGCCGCGUGCUCUGCGGGGACUCCCCGUCAAGCAAUCCUUGAUAUGGGCUCAUCCGACAGCAUGGCUUACUCGAACCGCCUGCUGGUCUUGUUAUCAGAGGCUUGCCGAGUUGUGCGGACCAUCAACAACACAAGCGAUGUAGGCGAAGAGCCAUACAGCGGACCGCUUUCCCCUGCCGCCGGCCUUGUGCGGGACUUGCGACGCUGGAAAGAGAGCCUGCCUCGGCAUCUCUGCCUGGAAGCUGUAAGCGGCCAACAGCCGUCCUCACAGAGAGCGAUUAUUCUACUCCAUGUGCAGUACCACCAUGUGCUCUGUGUGCUCUCACGGACGGCACUCAUCGGCCUCGCCGGCCGCCUAUUCGCCAACGACCAACCCGCGCCGCAGCCGGCGCAAAGCGACUCGAAGACCCUCUCCGACAUAUGCGCUGAAGCUGCGCAAGAUUCCAUCCGCCUGCUGCUGAGACUAGACAGCAUCGGCGGGUUCGACUCGGUGACGUGGUGGGACUUCUACUUUUUCUAUGCCGCUGCGCUGGUCCUGGUUCUCAGCAUCAUCUGUGAAGCCAAGCAGCUGGGCCUCAAUCCCGCAUAUCGAUCUCGCUGGCUGGAUACAUCGCGGUUGCUACUGGCGGCGUCUGCUGAGUUGUCUGCCCGCGUCCAGCAGAACCCUCUGGUUCCGGGCACCACGCGACGAUAUGCCAUCGUCAUCGAGGAUCUCAACAACAAGAGCCGCAACUUUACGGGCGGGAACCAUGAUGCCCCCGUACCGGCCAAGCAGGAGCCCGAAGCGCCCACCGCGAGCGCUUACCCAACUCUCGAAAGCGCUCAGCCAGUCAACAUGGAGCCUAGCCAGGUCAUGCCCGAUGCUCCACAGGUGCUUCCGCAGCAGGGGAUAUACAUGUCGCAGGGGCCGGCCGGGGUUCAGUUCUCGCCGGACUUCUCCGGAAACUUCGGCUUCCCGGAUUCAUCGUGGGGUUGGAGAGAGGGCCAGUGGAACGAUAUUGCUGCCAUGCUGCUAGGCAACGAGUAUGGGGCAGCCCACCCGCAAUGA